AUGCAGCGACUGUGUGCGUAUGUGCUCAUCUUGGUGCUGGCUCUGGCCACCUUCUCUGAAGCUUCUUGGAAGCCCCGCUCCCACCUGCAGGAUGCACCCUUGGGUCCAGGGGCCAGUAGGGGCCAGGAGCCACGUGGGCUGGACCAGUUGGGCCCAGCCUCUCACCACCGAAGGCAGCUGGGGCUCCAGGAUCCCUCACACUUGGUAGCAGACCUGUCCAAGAAGCAGGGACCAUGGGUGGAAGAAGAAGAAGAAGCAUAUGGCUGGAUGGACUUCGGCCGCCGCAGUGCCGAGGAAGGGGACCUAGGUCCCUAG
Messenger RNA from Lagenorhynchus albirostris (white-beaked dolphin), 315 nucleotides. RefSeq names its product gastrin (gene GAST). The coding region runs from base 1 to 315 and encodes 104 amino acids. The transcript has 2 exons. NCBI's taxonomy places the organism in Eukaryota, Metazoa, Chordata, Mammalia, Artiodactyla, Delphinidae. Gene Ontology annotation, cellular component: extracellular region. The record is from RefSeq and is a predicted model, not a curated record. Gene Ontology annotation, molecular function: hormone activity.